Molecule: messenger RNA, 2812 nt
Organism: Somion occarium
Lineage: Eukaryota; Fungi; Basidiomycota; Agaricomycetes; Polyporales; Cerrenaceae
Source: the annotation of a GenBank genome assembly
AGGCAGAGUGGGCGGGGGAGAGGGCAGCGGCGGGGCAGGGAGGAUGUUUUUCUGCGCGGGAGCUCGAACCUUAUUUUGCACCGGGUAUAAAGACUCUAGCCCAUGUUCGGAUCUCUUGUCUCCCUAAAUCUUCCCCGCCCCCCAAAGUCCUCUGUCACUCCCUCGUGACUGUCACGCGCCCCCGACCACUAUGACUGGCGCGCUCACAAACGGUUUCCUCAACGGCGACCACAUCGUCAACGCUCCCGACUCCCCCGCAACACCCAUUGACGACAGCACCAUUGCCGACAUCAAGAUCGACGUCGACGCUCCCGCUGCAGAUAGUGAUUUGAGGCAUGAGCCUGUGUCUAUGAAAAUAGACGGUAUAGAGCAGUUAAGAGACGCGUCAAUUGUGCCCGAGCUAGAGACCCCUGUCGAUCCAGCCUCUAUUCCGAUUGCUCCCCCGAAGGGCACCCCUCCACCCCAAACGGGCGAUCUUUUGGAAGAGGUCAAAACGGCCGAGGCUCCUGCUGCCGUCGAUGGCGACGUGCACAUGGAAGAUGUGCCACCCGCACCUGCUACUGUGAACGGGGACGUUCACCCGUCUCAGGAGGAAGUCUCUCCCACUGCCACUACUGGCUCUGCCACUAUCCCCGCUGUAUCGUCGAGCACAACUGCUGUGGACUCUCUUGCUGCCUCUUCUCCGUAUUCUAAUAAUAUUUCCCCUAAUGACGAUGAUGAUAAACCUCCUCCUGCUAAGCGUGCUCGCAAGUACUCGGACGCCGAAAGGGCCUCUAUAACAAACACUGCAACUCCACCUCCAGCGACGCCCUCCCCCGUACCUGUUCCGAACGGCCCUGUAUCUGAUUUGGGGCCGCCCACUCUUAGCGUUGCUCAGUGGCGAUUCUGUACAUCGACCGUUCGCACACUCAAGAAACUCAAGGAUGCUGCGCCCUUCCUCCACCCGGUUGACCAUGUCGCACUGAAUAUCCCUCAUUACCCCACUAUCAUCAAGCAUCCGAUGGACUUUUCCACCGUUGAUCGCAAGCUGGCUUCUUCCAAUCCCACCAAGCCUGACCCGAAUCCCGCAAACCCUCGCUACAGUAAUGCUGACGAGUUUGUCACUGAUGUCCGUCAGAUAUUCUUCAACUGCGUCACGUUUAAUGGUCCAGACCAUGCUAUCACGGCUAUGGGCAAACGUGUUGAAGCAGUGUUUGACAAGCAGAUCAAACAUAUGCCACCGCCGGAAGAGGUGAAGCCUGUAGUUGUGAAGAAGCCUUCUCCUCCUCCCCCACCUCCUGCUGCCGUAAAGAAACCUGUACGAAAGCCGUCAACAUCUGUCCCUGUUAUCAGACGGUCGGACUCGGAAAUAGUUGGUCGUCCGAAGCGCGAGAUACACCCACCGCCGCCAAAAGACCUUCCUUAUGCUGACGCACCUAAGAAGAUGCGAAAGACAAGGGUGCCGAAGAACGGUGCUAUCGCCGAGCAAUUGAAGUUCUGCGACAAGGUCCUAAAGGAUCUGCACAAGAAAACGCACUACAAUAUUGCUCAUCCAUUCUAUGAGCCAGUCGAUUGGAUCAAGCUGGACAUCCCUAGCUAUCCGAAGAUCAUCAAGAGACCGAUGGACUUGUCGACGAUGCGGAGGAAGCUCGUAGAUGGCGAGUAUUCGUCGGCUGAGGCCUUCCGUGACGACUUCAAACUCAUGAUCAAGAAUUGCUACACGUUCAAUCCUGUCGGUACGCCGGUCAACACGGCGGGUCGUGAACUCGAGCGUCUUUUCGACGAAAAGUGGAAGAAUCUACCCCCUCUUUCGCAGGAGAUGAGCGAAGAAGAGGAGGAAGAGGAGGAGGAAUUAGAGGACGAUCAAGCUCGCAUUGCUGAACUAGAGAGUCAGAUCGAAAACAUGAACCGUGCAUUGGAAGGGCUCAAGAAGAGUAAGGUGAAGGAGAAGAAAGAGAAGAAGAAGGAAAAGCGGGAAAAACCUCCAGUGCCGUCGACAUCGAAAGCGGCACCUAAGCCGUCGAAGGCUCCAGCGGCCAAGCCCGGCAAGAAGACUGGCAAGAAGCCUGUUACUGACGACGACGUAUUGUCGUUCGAGCAGAAGAAGGACCUCAGCGAUACUAUCGCGAAGCUCGACGGUGCUAAACUUGAGCGUGUCAUUCAGAUUAUUCACGAAGGUGUUCCGGAAAUUCGAGACGUACGUUCAUCUUCCUUUUCAGUAAACGACUCUAUCUUACCUACUCUUUCUCAGAGCACGGAAGAGAUCGAACUCGAGAUCGAUCAGCUACCAGCAUCGGUGCUCACCAAGCUCUAUAACUUCGUCAUUCGUCCAAUGCGUCCACCUCCCGCGAAACGUGCACGUACGGGCAAGGGUACAGGCACUGGUGGCUUGAAACGCAAGAGCAUGGAUGAAGAUGUUGAGGCCGAGAAGAUUCGUGUGCUCGAAGAGCGCAUGGCGCUUUUCGAAGGCGGCAAGCCUUCUGCUGCAGCCUCGCAACGGCCACCUGUUCGACACGAAGAAUAUGAUCAGUCAUCAGAUUCGAGUACGGACGGUGACAGUUCGGGUAGUGAUUCGGAGUGAAGGGUUAUCUUCUUGCGUUUCUUUCUGUCGGUGUGUCGUUGCGUUCGUCCACCUUGCGGACCCUUGCUUUUUAUUUCUGAUUCCAGUUUGUGUUCAAAAUUACCUCAAUACUUAUGUAGUUAGUAGUUGUACUGUUGUUCAUAUCUUUCUCUUGUUCUCGAACUUGCUCACACAUACAUAGAUCGAAUGAGUAUGACAAUGUGUAAUGUCGUGCGGUGAAGUACAGUUAAUAUACAUGGGUAAAACAAGUGG